Messenger RNA from Necator americanus (New World hookworm), 249 nucleotides. RefSeq lists its product as uncharacterized. The coding region runs from base 1 to 249 and encodes 82 amino acids. The record is from RefSeq and is a predicted model, not a curated record. NCBI's taxonomy places the organism in Eukaryota, Metazoa, Nematoda, Chromadorea, Rhabditida, Ancylostomatidae. The transcript is spliced from 2 exons.
AUGCUGCGUCACGCCAAGGAACAGGUGACGGUCAGACGAAGCAGGGUCUGGGCUACCGGGAUGGUGAUACGUCCAGCCCAACCAGGCCCUUCGGAGGUUAUCGCUGCACCUUUACCGUUUCCGGAAGUUGGUACAUGUAAGAUUGGUGUUGAUUAUCUGAUGACCCUCCGGCAACUCCGAAGCCCCUUGAAGAAUGGGUUGAGAGUCGAGGCUCGUAUCGCCGUUGUUGAAGCGCUGAAACCAACUUAG